Messenger RNA from Hippocampus zosterae (dwarf seahorse), 2269 nucleotides. Its product is annotated as guanine nucleotide-binding protein G(i) subunit alpha-1. The transcript has 9 exons. Gene Ontology annotation, molecular function: GTP binding; G-protein beta/gamma-subunit complex binding; GTPase activity. Gene Ontology annotation, cellular component: heterotrimeric G-protein complex. NCBI's taxonomy places the organism in Eukaryota, Metazoa, Chordata, Actinopteri, Syngnathiformes, Syngnathidae. Gene Ontology annotation, biological process: adenylate cyclase-modulating G protein-coupled receptor signaling pathway. The record is from RefSeq and is a predicted model, not a curated record. The coding region runs from base 331 to 1395 and encodes 354 amino acids.
UUUCACCAGAGUACGAGACAGACUUCGACUUAACAUUUCAUUUAAGAAGGAUAAAACAUUCCGUCCUAACUGUUGUAUUUAUCGUCAAGUCUAUAAAUACAACAACAUCGACGUUUACAGUGACUGCGAAGUUGAGAGUUGGGCAAGGGCGUGCUUCAAUCAAAACUGUAAACCCACCCUCUCUCCCGCCCCCAUCCCAUUACUUGGAUGCUAGCUCGGUGGUAGCCGUUGCAUGUUGUGUAGCACUCCCAGUCAAAAGUUGUGUUUCGUCAAUUUUUACGAAAAAAGAUUACAUUUGGGGGAGAUCAGACUGCGGCAAAGGCACAAAAGAUGGGAUGUACUCUGAGCACGGACGACAAGGCGGCGCAGGAGCGGAGCAAGAUGAUCGACAGGAACCUCCGGGACGACGGGGAGAAGGCUGCCCGGGAGGUGAAGCUGUUACUGCUCGGUGCUGGCGAGUCUGGGAAGAGUACAAUUGUUAAACAGAUGAAGAUCAUCCACGAAGCAGGCUACUCCGAGGAGGAGUGUAAGCAGUACAAGGCGGUUGUCUACAGCAACACCAUACAGUCCAUCAUUGCCAUCAUCAGAGCCAUGGGACGCCUCAAGAUCGACUUUGCCGACUCAGCCAGAGCGGAUGACGCACGGCAGCUGUUCGUGUUGGCCGGCUCCGCUGAGGAGGGCUUCAUGACGGGUGAGCUGGCUGGGGUCAUCCAGCGGCUGUGGAAGGACGGAGGAGUGCAAGCGUGUUUCAGCCGCUCCCGAGAGUACCAACUCAACGACUCCGCGGCAUACUAUCUGAAUGACCUGGACAGAAUAUCACAUGGUGCUUAUGUGCCCACCCAGCAAGACGUGCUGAGAACCCGAGUGAAGACCACCGGCAUAGUAGAGACACACUUCACCUUCAAGGAUCUCCAUUUCAAAAUGUUCGAUGUUGGUGGCCAGAGGUCAGAGAGGAAGAAGUGGAUCCACUGCUUUGAGGGUGUCACUGCCAUCAUCUUCUGCGUAGCUCUCAGCGACUAUGACCUCGUGCUGGCCGAGGACGAGGAGAUGAACCGAAUGCAUGAGAGCAUGAAGCUGUUCGACUCCAUUUGCAACAACAAGUGGUUCACAGACACCUCCAUCAUUCUCUUCCUCAACAAGAAAGACCUGUUUGAGGAGAAGAUCAAAAAGAGCCCCCUCACAAUCUGCUACCCAGAAUAUGCAGGCUCGAACACCUACGAGGAAGCGGCAGCCUACAUCCAGUGUCAGUUUGAAGAUUUGAACAAGAGAAAGGACACCAAGGAGAUCUACACCCACUUCACCUGCGCCACCGACACCAAGAAUGUGCAGUUUGUGUUCGACGCCGUCACCGACGUUAUCAUCAAAAACAACCUGAAGGACUGUGGCCUUUUCUGAAGGCACCUCGGCGGUCCUCCUGCCACGUGACUUUAUUCAACAAGUGUCUGGCCUUCACAGACACCCACCCCCCACCCCAACUUCCCGCUGACAAAUGUCACUUUUUGCGUUUAAUUAACUUAUGUUCAUCUCUCAAAGAUUUUAACGGCGGCGUGUAGACGAGAAACAUUUUGUGUAAAAUAUUUGUACAACUGUCUAUGUCUGGGGCUUUUUCGACCUUUUUAAAAAUGUGCCCCUUUACCUAUCAUUGUUUUUGAUUUUAUACAUAUAUAUACAUACAUAUAUGAAAAGGAGGAUUCGUGUUUGUCUGCCCCCCACAACCAACCCCAUCUCCGAAUGAACAUGUUAAUGUUUCAUUUCAGCAUGCCUUUGUUACCUACUGCUAACGUAAAUGUUAGCUUCAUGUACUAGAUGUUGUUACCAUCUAACCCGCAGUUCAUUUUAUUUAAGUUUGGGAACUUUUUUUGGGGAUUAUGCUCCUCCUUGGACAAACCAAGUACAACCAACUUGCUCCACAGACCAAAUUCCCCUCUGACAUAAUGUGAGAGCCUUUACAGCCGGUUUGCAUGUGUGUGAGAGGCCCAAAGCCUGUGAAUGUGUUUAAGCCUGCGGGCGUGUGUGUGUGUGCAUGUGGGAGAGAGUGAGAGUAUGCACAAUAUCAAAACAAAGGGACUUUAUUCCUCUACGUGUCAUCCUCGUCUUUCAAAGUUGUAUUUUUCUAAGCGACCAACGACGAGUAACAUUCCCGAUUGAAGGAAGAAGCUUUGAAAGGAAGGAUGUCUUUGUAGCACACACCAAGCAGAAGCUCACGUAGACAGUAUGCGGGGUACACGGCCGAAAUGUCUGUGAUGAUUUCACGUUACAUAUCCCCCCC